Messenger RNA from Microthlaspi erraticum, 1485 nucleotides. The record is from the annotation of a GenBank genome assembly. NCBI's taxonomy places the organism in Eukaryota, Viridiplantae, Streptophyta, Magnoliopsida, Brassicales, Brassicaceae.
AUGCUGAAUGUUUUCUUCAAAUGGUUCAAGAAGGAGAAGAGUUCAAUGGCUGCUACGAACCUGCCACAGAGCCCUCCAGCUUUACCAUUCAUUGGUCACCUUCAUUUGAUAGGCAAAGUGUUGCCUAUGUCAUUCCAGAGCCUGGCUCGCAAGCAUGGCCCGCUCAUGGAGAUCCGUCUCGGUGCUUCUAAGUGCGUUGUGGUCUCGAGCUCUUCGGUGGCGAGAGAGAUAUUCAAGGACCAAGAGCUUAACUUCUCCUCGAGACCUGAAUUUGGUUCUGCUGAGUAUUUCAAGUACAGAGGGUCCAGGUUUGUCCUUGCGCAGUAUGGAGAUUACUGGAGGUUCAUGAAGAAGCUGUGCAUGACCAAGCUUCUUUCUGUUCCGCAGCUUGAGAAAUUCGCUGACAUCCGUGAGGAAGAGAAACUGAAGCUGGUCGAGUCUGUGGCCAAGUGUUGCAGAGAAGGCUUGCCUUGUGACUUGAGUAGCCACUUCGUGACUUACACCAACAAUGUCAUCUGCAGGAUGGCGAUGAGCACGAGGUGUUCGGGUACUGAUAAUGAAGCGGACGAAAUUAGGGAGCUGGUCAAGACAUGUUUGGAGCUUGCGGGGAAGGUCAGUGUAGGAGAUGUGUUGGGGCCAUUGAAAGUACUGGACUUUUCUGGGAACGGGAAGAAGUUAGUUGCUGUGAUGGAGAAAUAUGAUCUGCUUAUAGAGAAGAUCAUGAAGGAACGUGAGGCAAAGGAGAUGAAGAAAGAAGGUAUGAGAAAGGACAUUUUGGAUAUAUUGUUGGAGACUUACAGAGAUCCCACUGCUGAAAUCAGGCUCACAAGAAAUGACAUGAAAUCUUUCCUGUUGGAUGUUUUCAUGGCGGGAACAGAUACAUCAGCAGCAGCAAUGCAGUGGGCAAUGGGGCAACUAAUAAACUAUCCACAAGCGUUCAACAAGUUAAGAGAAGAGAUUGAUACCGUUGUUGGAAGCAAAAGACUGGUCAAAGAAUCAGAUGUUCCUAACCUACCUUACCUCCGAGCUGUACUAAGGGAAACUCUGAGGCUCCAUCCUUCAGCUCCUCUGAUCAUAAGAGAAUGCGCAGAAGACUGCCAGGUGAAUGGGUGCCUUGUCAAGUCAAAAACCCGUGUGCUCGUUAAUGUCUAUGCAAUCAUGCGAGAUCCAGAACUGUGGAAGGAUGCAGACAAAUUCAUACCCGAGAGAUUUUUAGAGAGCUCUGAAGAGAAGAUAGGUGAGCAUCAAAUGGAGUUCAAGGGCCAGAAUUUCCGUUACCUUCCGUUUGGGAGCGGAAGAAGAGGAUGUCCCGGAGCAUCCCUUGCCAUGAAUGUAAUGCAUAUAGGCAUAGGUUCACUGGUGCAGCGCUUCGACUGGAAGAGUGUUGAUGGACGGAAGGUUGAUCUGAGCCAAGGUUCUGGUUUCGCUGCUGAGAUGGCUCGACCACUUGUGUGCAGCCCUGUGGAUUGCUUCCACACCAUCUAA